Chaetomium fimeti is the source of this 2046-nucleotide messenger RNA. Its product is annotated as pyridoxal phosphate-dependent transferase. The record is from RefSeq and is a predicted model, not a curated record. Gene Ontology annotation, molecular function: pyridoxal phosphate binding. Gene Ontology annotation, biological process: biosynthetic process. The transcript is spliced from 10 exons. Bases 222 to 1634 code for a protein of 470 amino acids. Lineage: Eukaryota; Fungi; Ascomycota; Sordariomycetes; Sordariales; Chaetomiaceae.
CACUGCCUCCCUCAGCUGGCCCGAGUUGGUGACGCCGUUUGCAAUCCAAGUCAAGUCGUUGGGUGUUCCCCUCAUUGGCUUUCUGGCUUUCCGACUUUCUUUUAUUUAACCAUCUUUUAUCGUUUCCCCUCAUUUGACUUUGGUUCAACAACAACAACAACAAAAACAACAUUCACCACCCCUGCAUCACACCCGGCCUCUCCUGCCACCCACUGCCCAUCAUGGCCGAGGGCUUUGCGAAUCGCAAGUUCAGCAUCAACCGCAACACGGGUGUCCCUAGACCCGCACGCCGUUUCUCUAUCGGAGAGCCGGGCCUGAGUGAGGCGAGCAGUAAGAUUCAUCGCCAGUUCAGAGCUGCCCAUGAAGGCCAUCUCCCCCAUGCCGGCCUAGACGCUAGCAGGGCGUCGACUGGUGUAGUAUGGUGCACUGAGCGUGCUGCCGAGUUUGGCUUUCUCGAAGAACCCGAAAAGUGGGCCAACUUGGGCCAGGGUGCCCCCGAGGUCGAAGAUGACAUCGAAGGCUGCUUCGCCCGGCCUACCCACAUCGACAUUAGCGCCGCCAGCCGCGAGUAUGGCCCAACUGCGGGCAUCAAGCCCUUGAGGGAGGCCGUUGCUCAUCUUUACAACGAGAUGCACCGCAAGGGCAAGCCGAGCCAGUACACCUGGGAGAACGUCGCCAUCGUGCCUGGUGGCCGUGCUGGUCUCAUCCGUAUCGCUGCCGUCCUAAACAACGCCUAUGUCGGCUUCUUCAUUCCCGACUACACGGCGUACAAUGAGAUGCUCUCGCUGUUCAAGAACUUCGCCGCCAUCCCCGUCCCCCUGUCCGAGGAAGACGGUUACCACAUCCACCCCGAAAAGAUCGCCGAGGAAAUCUCCCGUGGCACCGGCGUCAUCCUCACGUCGAAUCCGAGGAACCCAACCGGCCGCGUCGUCCAGAACCCGGAGCUGGCCGAGAUCCAGGACCUCUGCCGCGAGCGCGCCACCUUCGUCAGCGACGAGUUCUACUCGGGUUACAACUACACCAGCGACUGCGAUGGCUCCACCAUCAGCGCUGCUGAAAACGUCAUCGAUGUCGACGAGGACGAUGUGCUGAUCAUCGACGGCCUGACCAAGCGCUUUCGCCUGCCCGGCUGGCGUGUCGCCUGGAUCAUUGGCCCCAAGGAGUUCAUCAAGGCCAUCGGCUCGUGCGGCUCCUACCUCGACGGCGGCACCAACGUGCCCUUCCAGGAGGCGGCCGUCCCCAUGCUGGAGCCGUCGCUGGUGCAGAAGGAGAUGGUGGCGCUGCAGCAGCACUUCCGGCACAAGCGCGACUACGUGGUGGGCCGGCUGCGCAGCAUGGGCUUCGUCAUCCGCCACGUGCCCGACUCGACCUUCUACCUCUGGCUCAACCUCGAGGGCCUACCCGGCCCCAUCUCGGACGGCCUCAACUUCUUCCAGGCCUGCCUCGACGAGAAGGUCAUCGUCGUCCCCGGCAUCUUCUUCGAUCUCAACCCCGCCCGCCGCCGCGACCUCUUCGACAGCCCCUGCCACCACUUUGUCCGCUUCUCCUACGGCCCCCGCAUGGAUGUGCUCGAGAUGGGCUGCGAUGGUAUUGAGAGGGUCAUCAACAAGUUCAAGAAUUUGGUGAGCCACUAGGUAUAGCGGCGCCAGCUUGCUGAUAUGGGGCGCGUCGGGGAUAUGGCCUGUCGUCUUGUUUUGCAUACACAGGCAGGACUGACGAACUGCCCCUUUUUGUUGUUUCUUUAUGUUAGGGGGGACUGGAUAAACAAACGCCCCUGAGUUGCUUGGCUUGGCAUCUUCCACCCAGGCACGUCCGUUGCUUAGAGAGAUGGGAAACAGCUCAGUUCAGGAGUUACCAGUACCUUGCGAGAUAGACAACACCACUCCCAGCACCGGCUAUAUCGUCGCUUAACAAUCUCAGACUCUCUUCUUCUCAUCCUAACUUCCUCUACGCUUGCUUUACUGAUAGAUAUGAUCCCUGGAGAGAGACAAUUAUGAUGGAUUUGGAUAGCCGGGGCGUGAUGUCAAAAACAGCAGUUUACAGUCA